AUGUUCAAUCGGAGCAACCUCCCCUCUGUACCGAGUCCCUUUGGGAACAGAUCCGACAGUGGACGCCCCUCACCCCAGGGAUAUUCGAACCCCAAUCAAGCACCGCCACGGUAUGAUUAUGGCCACGGCCUUGCCCCAAGACAAAGCGCAGGGCGAGCCCGCGACGACGAUGUACCUAUGACUGAUGCAUAUAAUGAUCCAAGGGGAUAUGGAGGUCAACCACCCGCGGCAGGAAGGCCGUCUCAGCAGAUGCCAGCACGGCCCCCAGUCGGCGGACGGCCAGGUGGCGGCGUAGCGGGAGGACAGACCUGGACACUUCAUCCCAGCAAAAGCCCGAACGACAACUUCACAUUCGGCAAUCUCGUCGCCGUAUCACCACAGGACAUUCCGCCUUCCCGAGACGGCGCCGACGUCCUCCUCCUGAUCAAUGACCUCUACGUUCUCUCCGGCCGCCCUCUCGAGGGCUUCCCUCCCGGAUAUAUUAGCAUGUCGGACCCUCAACGCACAUGGGCUAGUGUCGGAAUGCGCGAUGCUGUCAAAGUGCAGCUUUAUGACCCAUUCAGCCAGGGAGGCCAAGCUUACCUGGGAUCAGCGGACAUUGAAGUCAGCUUUGCGUCUACGAAGAAGCGAACGGAAGCGCCGUAUGAUCAGGAAGAUCUCACAAACGCCGUGAUCAGGAACUUCGAAAAUCAAUUGUUCGCUCCCGGACAAAGGAUCCUUAUGGACCACAAGAGCAUCCCGCUCUUGUUGCUGGUGAAGACUGUUCAACGAGUUGAUUUAACCUCGGAGAAGGUCGAUCUGAGCUCGGGGGAGAUUGAGACCCAUGCGACAGCUCGAGGAAUCAUUACUCGGCACACCCAGCUCAACUUCUUCAAGGACGCCCAAACUGGAAUCAAUGUGAAGCCAUCCAAUCGCCGCCCAGCUGCAAACUCGAUCAUCCAGCCCGGUUUCAAAUUCGAGGACAUGGGUAUUGGUGGUCUGGAUUCUGAGUUUAGCACCAUCUUCCGUCGUGCUUUUGCUUCCCGUAUCUUCCCUCCCGGCCUUGUCGAGAAAUUGGGUAUCCAGCACGUCAAGGGCCUUCUGCUUUAUGGACCUCCGGGUACUGGUAAAACCUUGAUUGCCCGCCAAAUUGGAAAAAUGCUCAACGCAAGGGAACCAAAGAUUAUCAACGGUCCAGAAGUUCUGAACAAGUACGUCGGUCAGUCAGAAGAAAACAUUCGAAAGAUGUUCGCCGAUGCCGAGAAGGAAUAUAAGGAGAAGGGUGAUGAAAGUGGUCUGCACAUCAUCAUCUUUGACGAGCUGGACGCUGUUUGUAAGCAGCGUGGAAGUGGCGGAGGUGGUAGUACUGGCGUGGGCGACAGUGUUGUUAACCAGCUUUUGUCGAAGCUGGAUGGUGUCGAUCAACUCAACAACAUUCUGCUUAUUGGUAUGACCAACCGCAAGGACAUGAUUGAUGAGGCGUUGCUUCGUCCUGGUCGUCUGGAGGUGCACAUGGAAAUCUCGCUGCCCGAUGAGAAGGGCCGCAGUCAGAUUCUCAAGAUCCACACGGAAAAGAUGCGAACUAACAAUGUCAUGGACACUGAUGUUGACCUGGAAGAGCUUGCUCACAUGACCAAGAACUUUUCGGGUGCCGAGAUUGCUGGUUUGGUCAAGUCAGCCUCCUCGUUCGCCUUCUCGCGCCAUGUCAAGGUUGGAACGAUGGCCAGCAUCAACGAAGAUGUGGUGAACAUGAAGGUCAAUCGAUCUGAUUUCCAUCACGCUCUUGACGAAGUGAAGCCAGCCUUUGGUGUCUCCGAAGAGGAACUGUCCAGCCGCAUCCAAUACGGCGUGAUUCACUACUCGAACACCAUCAACGAGAUCUUGCGGGAAGGUGAAUUGUUUGUGAAGCAGGUUGGUCAGGCAGAGUCUACACCCCUGUUCUCUGUCCUGCUCCACGGUCCUCCUGGAAGUGGCAAGACAGCCUUGGCAGCUCGCAUGGCCAUUGACUCUGGCUUCCCCUUCAUCAAGUUGAUCAGCCCCGAGGAUAUGGUUGGCUUCAACGAGGCUGCUAAGAUUUCACACAUCAGCCGCAUCUUUGACAGUGCCUAUAAAAGUCGCACCAGUAUUGUCGUCGUUGACAAUAUCGAGCGCAUAAUUGACUGGGUUCCCAUCGGCCCCCGCUUCAGCAAUAACGUGCUACAGGCCCUCAUGGUGUUCCUCCGGAAGCCACCAACUCAAGGCCGUCGCCUGCUGAUCUUGGCCACGACCACCGAACGUGCUCUGAUGAAACAAUUGGACAUUUAUAACUCGUUCAACUCGGAUAUUCUGGUUCCUAACGUGCUAUCGUUUGGUGAGCUGCGGUUUGUCAUGGAAAAGUCCGGUGCUUUCGAUGCCCAAGAGAUUGCUCAGGCCCUCGAGGGAGUCGGCGGUCUGGCGGAUGACGGCCGUCUCAGUGUGGGUAUCAAGAAGGUUCUUCUUGGUAUCGAGACUGCCAAGCAAGAUGUGGACAAGGUGGGCCGUUUUGUCCGUGUGAUUAAUCGGGCUAUUGAGGAAGAGCAGACGUUUGCUUAG
This is a messenger RNA of Penicillium cataractarum, 2550 nucleotides long. Its product is annotated as AAA family ATPase SEC18. Gene Ontology annotation, molecular function: ATP hydrolysis activity; ATP binding. Gene Ontology annotation, biological process: SNARE complex disassembly; Golgi to plasma membrane protein transport; intra-Golgi vesicle-mediated transport. The coding region runs from base 1 to 2550 and encodes 849 amino acids. Lineage: Eukaryota; Fungi; Ascomycota; Eurotiomycetes; Eurotiales; Aspergillaceae. The transcript has 3 exons. The record is from RefSeq and is a predicted model, not a curated record. Gene Ontology annotation, cellular component: Golgi stack.